AUGAUAUUGGUGGCGUUCAAAGCUGGUCGCACAGAUGUGUUCCACCUGCCAUCGACCACCUCUUUCAAGUUAAAAACUGGUGAUUUGGUGAUUGUUGAAGCGGAUCGUGGCCGUGAUCUUGGUAAAGUUCUUAGACUCGAUGUCUCCCUUGAUGAGGCUCGCUUGUUGAAUGGUGGUACUGCUCAAGCUCCAGUGCCAACCUUACACUAUCCCAAGCCAAUCUUAAGAUUUGCCAUGCCAAAUGAAGCUUGUCAAAUUAUAAGUAAACAAGCAGAUGAGGAAAAGGCACAAAAGGUUUGUGCUUCAAAAGUUUCAUCUUUCAAAUUAGAAAUGCGCGUUGUUGACGCCGAGUACCAGUGGGAUCGCAGGAAAUUAACCCUUUAUUAUGCAGCUUCUCAUAGAAUCGAUUUCAGAGAGUUGGUAAGAGAGUUGUUCAGGAUUUACAAGACACGUAUCUGGAUGUGUGCUGUUGUAUCUAACCAUCAAGAA
Williopsis jadinii is the source of this 489-nucleotide messenger RNA. RefSeq names its product PSP1 family protein. The annotation marks the transcript as partial. Gene Ontology annotation, cellular component: cytoplasm. The record is from RefSeq and is a predicted model, not a curated record. NCBI's taxonomy places the organism in Eukaryota, Fungi, Ascomycota, Saccharomycetes, Phaffomycetales, Wickerhamomycetaceae. The transcript is spliced from 2 exons.